ACAAACUACAAAUCUCAAUUUUUGUUUACAGAUUUCACUAACUGUAACACUGCAGUUAGUGCGCCAAGCAAUUAGAUCUAGAUUCAAGAUCUUAGAAUCUAGAAAAUAAUUCUACGCUUAGAUCUAGACUAGACUUAUUCAUUGAAAUACUUUACAAAAUAGACAGAAUGUCACUUGUCAUACCAGCAGGCGUUUUUUUGCUAUCACAAACAUCAUGGCCCGUUUCCUACAUGCUGAGCAAGCAAAAUCUGAUGGGAAAUCAAGCUUACGUAUUUCUUGCUGGGGUUAUCUGUUUGCUGUUAUCAAUGCUAGGACCCGCAAUACUGCUUCGACGACAAAUUAAAAAUGUUGAGCCUCUUAUGUAUGUUCUUGGUGUAUUUUGUUGGACAUGUAUGAUUGAUCUUGGCAUAGGGCUAGAACUGGAUCACUACAUUUCAAAUUUCAUUGGGUUUUAUCUAGCUGAAGGAGAGCCUUAUCUUCGAACUGCACAUGGCACUGUGAUAAACUAUUGGGAUGGGACAACACACUUUGGUCUUUAUUUGAUUAUCUUAACACUUUAUUCCCAAAGAAAAAGUUACAGAGAAUGUGCAUUAUUCUGGGUAGGCUCUAUACUGAACAGCAUGGUUGUUUUAUUGCCUGGUGGCAUUGCUGGAAACCAUCCUUUCAAACUUUCUAUAUUACUGAAUACACCUUACAUACUAGUACCUUUGUUUGCUGGAUUUAAACUUAUUCAUGAGCAUCCUGUACAAGCCAGAUCAUUUAUCAAGUUCAAACCCUUGUGGCAGCGUCCCCUAGAUUUAUUUUUCUUCUUGUUUUUUAUUGCUGCUAUAUGUAUUUCAAUCUUCCGUGGACUGACUUUGCUGAAUGGCAAUGCAGUGUUGAUGACUGAUUACUUGAAACAUGUUGAACCUUACAUGAAAGAUCUAUCCAGUUUUCCAAAGUUUCAGAUCCUGGCAUAUGGAUAUUUCUAUCUGGUCUACUAUUUUGCUGCAGCUUUUGGAUUGUUGUUUCCUGGCAAGCACUGGAUGGCAGAUUGGUCUCUUAUUCAUGCUGGUGCUGCUGCACAGGCUCAAGUCACAUAUAUUUGGGGCUCUCUACAUCACCGAACUCCAGGGCCUCUACACCCACCUCUAGAAGGUACAUCAGCAGUUGUAUUUUGGAGCAUAAACCUCAGCUUACUUAUUAUUCCGCUUCUUUUCGCAGUGAGAUGUUUGCAGGAUGUAGAAAGUUUUGGUCGUACGUUCACUGUUUAUCCCUCAAAGUAUGAAACACUGGAAAGAAAUGCAUCAGAGAAAAGUAAAAAGUUGAAGUAAAAUGUAUCAUAGGUAGUUUUAAAUUAUCAGCAAUGUAAUGUAACAGAUGUGAAUUUUUUGAAAGUUGAAGCAAUUAUUUUUAAACUACAUAAAUUUAUUAGUAAUGGUAUAAAAAACUGCUAUGUUGUUUUUAACUACAAAGCUUAAAUAAAACAGUGGUGUAAAAUCAUGACAUUGUAGGACUUCUUUAACAUAAGCAAUUUUUACAGUACAAAUAGUAAAAUAUUAUUUUCAGUACAACUUUUAAAAACUGUUAACAAUUUGUCAUGAUCAUUUAUACUUUUCUCAUAUCAUGUACAAUAUAUGUAUAUAAAUAUAUAUAUCUUUAUUUAUUAGUUAACCAUAUGAAGUAGUGAAAUAUUGUUUGAAAUUAUCUCACAUAUAACUAAUUUAUUUGAAAGACUUAGUUUUUAAGAACUUUCCAUCAACUUAUUCAAAUGAACAUUAAUGUUGAGUUUUUUUUUAGUAUUUACCAUGUGAUAUUUAUAUAGUAUCAGAAACAGGUUGUGAAUUGUGUAUUAUUACAUUCUUGGGGAAUGCUCAGCAGUAUUAUCAUAAUUUAAUCAAACUAAUGAAAGUACUGAUAUACUUACUAUUCAAUUUUAAAUCAUUAAAUAAACCAAAAAAUGUUAUUUGGUAAGGAACAUUGUUUUCAGUGUAUGCUCAAUAACUACUGAUUUUUUAAAACUUCCAUCUCACAAACUUAUCCAUAUACAUUAUUCAUUAACUGCAAAGUCAAAAGUACAUCAUUCCAAAAAAUACAAUCAUAAAUUUUUAUUAUUUCACUAGAUUUUUUAAAAUAAUUAUUUAAUUUCAUUAAAUUAUCACAGAUUUGUUUGGUUAUUAAAACUAUAUUUAAAAAAAAAAUCUCCAUUUUAGGACAUUAGUUUUAUUUGUAUUUCUCUAAUCUAUUUCUCUGUGGCCUGUGGAGUUUGGAAAAAUCCAUAAGUUCUCCAUUGGUUUCAGUUAGCUGUAAAUCCAGACCCAGCCAACUGUUGCUUUAUUCUAUACAUAAACCAGUUUCUUUCGUCCUUCUCUUCUGUGUGCCUUGUUCUCUUCAUCCUUAUUCGGUUUAAUUGUGUAAGCAAGGUUGUGGGGGGAAGGGGGUAUCAGCUUUUUAUUUUAUAAGUAUAUACAUAUAAAUUAUGAUUUUAAAUACGUACUAUUUAGGUUAUAUGAAAUUGUAAACAUAAAAUGACACACGCUCACUGUUGCAAAUAGUUGUAACUUAAUGUUAGACAGCAAGUAAAGGAGGCUUAUAAACCAAUCUUCCCAGAAAAUUCCCCUGCUUAAGCCACUGGUGUGGUCUAUCUGUUUUGGGGAUCAUCUGUGGUGUUCUAGGGAGGAAAGGUACCAGCUGAAAUUCUAUGCUCAUGUCCCAGUUGUUACCUACAGUGAUAAUGAAAAGCAACACUAUUCUCUUUCCAAAAAGACAUACCUAAUGCUCAAUAAAAAUGUAUUUAUUGCUUUAUAGUUAAUUAUAGAUCAAAUAUCAGUAAGAUAUUUUCCAAAAAUGUUUUUAUUAUAUUGGUUUGUGAACAAAGUUAUAAAAAAAAGAUAUUGUUAAAAAUGUAGGUUGUGUCCAUCCUUCUUUAGUACAGAUUAGAAAAAAAUUGUGUAGUUUAUUUUAAAAAUGUUUAAUUUAAUAUUAAAGCUGACCAAAUUAUUAAGAGUAAUGUUAUUGUAAUUUUAUACUUUUAAUAAUAACUUGCUAGAUUAGCUUCAUGUAGGAUGGACAGUGAUGAACGACUUUUUUGUUUUUGUAUUCCAUAAUAAGUUGUUUCAAUGCUAUUACUAUUAACUUUUACUAUACUUUAUAUUGUAAAACAAAAUGUACUAACAUUUCUGCCUUUACUCCCUAGCAAAACUAGUUUGAAUGUAUAACAUUUACCUAUAUAGUACUAGUAGUGAAUGUAGAUCUUUAAAGCACAUGUACCAAGCUUUAUAAACAUGUUUUAUAUUAUUACUUGUAUGCUUUAUUUUGAACUAGACAUUUACUAUAAAUCAUUAUUCAAGAAAACAUUACAUAUAAUGGUAUAAUCUUUAAUUUUGUUGUUGCUCCUUAAAUAUUUUAAAAAAUUAGAACAUUGUGAAUUAUUGUUUAUUGAUAUAAUUUUCAACAUCGCUAA
Molecule: messenger RNA, 3442 nt
Organism: Physella acuta
Lineage: Eukaryota; Metazoa; Mollusca; Gastropoda; Physidae
Product: transmembrane 6 superfamily member 1
Source: RefSeq, a predicted model, not a curated record